UCUUUGUGCAUGCAGUAGCUGUGUCUAUUGCUAGCUAUAUCAAUAGAGCCGUGUAACUAUAGUACAGGUAAUAAGAGAGUUGUAGAUAGAGCCACUGGUGCAGAGUAGCAGCUAUGAAAGUAUUCUGGAUAUCACUGAAUGUUCUGGCACUUUUAUUGGGUUCAGCUCUGUGCAAGGAAUGUGUGAACAACUUCACCAGUCUGCAAGACAUUGCUCAGGAUCCAUCAUCAUUGCUGAACACCACCCUGUUGCCUCGGGGUGAUGAGAUAGACGACCUAGAUGCAUUUCCAUUCAGACUUUGGGUAUUCCCAAACAUGAGAUUCGGCUGCAGUGGAAACCUGUCCAGGAUCCUAGUGAGAACUAAUGCAAGUGAAAGUCAAACAGCACCACCAAGAUUAGCUGUUUGGAAUGAAAUGGAAAAUACCGAUAAUAAUAUCCGUGCUAUAUACCAAACAAUCGAUGUACCCUACCUAGCCGGUGAAGUGAACUUAAGUCUUGAUAUGAUAGAGUACUUAUUCAAUCCUCCACUUCCUGUGAUGGACAGUCAGUUUAUUGGGUUCUUGUUCUUUGAUGAUGAUGACCAGCUGAGUCUUCCGAUUGCAUUUCAAGACUUAGGGGCUAACAAUGCUCCAGCUAGUGUGCACGUCUCAUCAUUUAGUAAUGUAAAUGAUCUAAUUGAAGUGAGGCCGCAAGGAAACGUUUUUACGAUGGAAAAUUUCAGAUUUUUUCCUCUAAUUGCUGCUGAAUUUGUUGAGGAGCCAGUUAUCACCACCCCACCCCCCACAACUGUUCCCAUGACAACCACCCCCUCCCCCUCUACCCCUAGUACCACCACAGACCCCCCACUGGAUGUGGAAGUGGACGUUGGUCUAUAUGCAGGGAUCGCAGCAGCCUUCCUCCUAGUGAUCGUUAUAGCGCUACUGGCAGUCAUCAUAGCAAUAGUUGUGAGGAGAAAAAAAGCUCAGCAGAAGAUUUAUGAAGUCCCAGUGGAACCAACUCCCCCCAACCUGGAAAACCCAAUGUAUGGUGGUCAUGGUGGCCAUGGUGGAUUGACUCAGACUGUACUGGUGAACGAUUCUCACCAUAUCUACUCUACACCCAGCCCCACAACCAGUCCCCACCCACCACACGAGUCACAGCUCACAACCAGCCCCCACCCUCCACACAAGUCACAGCUCACAACCAGUCCCCACCCACCACACGAGUCACAGCUCACGACCAGCGGGGGGGCACAACACUACGAGUUUGCAGAGGGCUACCUCCACAAUGGUGCUGAAUCUCAUUAUGAAAUGGAGCCAGGUGGAAGUGAUGACCCAGAGUAUGCACUGCCCAGAGUAACCAUGCAACCCUACGAGGUCCCACUGUCAGCACUGCAGCAAGCUGGUCAGAGAGUAUCUCCAAUAUCAGUGGCUGACCAGAGGAGCAAGGAGCCAAUCUACAGUGUGCUAGAGGAGGGAAUAUACGUCCCCACAGAGGAGGAGAGGAAACCCUACCCUUACUCUGAGGCUACCAUCAUCAGCAAUGACACUCAUGAUGACACUUCUACCAUUUACUCUGAGAUGGGGAAGAAAUACGAGGGCAGUUUAACGAGGGAUGGGUUCUUCCAACAAGAGGAUAGUUAUUGGCGACCUGCCUCCAGUAAGACGGCCCUCUAUGACCAGCUGUCCAAACGCAAGUACAGGGAGAUCGUGAGACAGAAAAUACAGAUAAUCAAGCACCUCGGCUCUGGCCAGUUUGGCACUGUCAACAUGGGAGUGUGGACCACUAGUGUGGAGUCUAUAGAGGUGGCCGUCAAGACUCUACAACCAAUGGCUUCAGAGAUAGACAAAGUCAAGUUCCUCCAGGAGGCGGCCAUCAUGGGCCAGUUCCUGCAUCCCAACGUGGUCAAGCUGUACGGAGUGGUCACUGUGGGGGAACCAGUGAUGAUUGUACUGGAGUACAUGCAAAAGGAAGACCUCAGAAACUACCUGUUAUUGAAAAGACCACAGCCAGGAGAGAUGGUGGCUGAUGAAAUGCCCCAAACUCUGCUACGCUUGUGUAGAGAGAUAUCUGCAGGAAUGAAUUACCUCGCUAAUAAAUCAUUUGUGCACAGAGACCUGGCAGCAAGGAAUGUCUUAUUGAGCUCUGAGUGCACUUGCAAGAUUGGUGAUUUUGGCAUGUCCAGAGAUCUAGAACAGAGCAACUACUACAUCACACAUGGAGGCAUCAUCCCAGUCAAGUGGACUGCUCCAGAAGCAUUGAAUUUCCGCAAGUACUCAACAGCCAGUGAUGUAUGGAGCUUUGGUUGUGUCAUGUACGAGAUAUGGAGUCUGGGACACAAACCAUUUGAAGGAUUUACAAAUCUUCAGUGUAUGCAGUUAGUUGGGAGUGGCUUCAGAUUAGCCCCGCCCCCUGGUUGUCCGAGGCCACUGUACGAGCUCAUGAUCAGAUGCUGGCAUAGCGACUACUCUGUUCGUCCAAUGUUCUCUGCCAUCUUCAACAUGCUCUCUCACUCUCCCUCCCAUCUCCUCUCGUGGGCGGAGAGGGACUUGAGUAUCCACCCGCAGGUGGCGUGUCUAGGAGCACCCCUCGAGGUCACGGAAGAACUGUUCACUGAACUACAGGACUAUUAUAUGAUUAGCGAUAUUCAGAGCAAACGUAGACAUAAGAAAGGCUCAAAAACUGCCGACUGGUAGAUCAAUUCAUUCUUUUAUUGUUUUAUCAUUAUUAUUAUCCCUUUAU
Molecule: messenger RNA, 2721 nt
Organism: Halichondria panicea
Lineage: Eukaryota; Metazoa; Porifera; Demospongiae; Suberitida; Halichondriidae
Product: probable LIM domain-containing serine/threonine-protein kinase DDB_G0286997
Exons: 14
Coding region: 114-2675 (853 amino acids)
Biological process (GO): protein phosphorylation; positive regulation of kinase activity; cell surface receptor protein tyrosine kinase signaling pathway
Cellular component (GO): signaling receptor complex; plasma membrane
Molecular function (GO): transmembrane receptor protein tyrosine kinase activity; ATP binding
Source: RefSeq, a predicted model, not a curated record